UCCGUCACAAUCGCAACCUCUUCCUCCCCUUCCCCUCCGUCGCAAUCGCACUGUCCCUUCCUAUCUCCACCACCGAGAAUGACUGAAACCACCCCACUCAGCUAACUUCUUCUCCCCCCCCCACUCAGUGUUAAUGAUUCUGUUUAGGCGGAUCCAAGUACACAAAUAGCCUCACCUCUGACGACGACGGUACCUGAUCUGCAUUGUCGGUUGUCUUCAGCAGUUAAUGGCUUCGCCGUCUCCAUAAAUGGAAAGAAGGGUUGCCGGGGAUGAAGAUACCACUGGGGGCGAAGCAGACCAUGGAGUUGGAUUGGUUGAGGGCGAAGGCUUUGCAGGAAUGGAGUUGGACGAGUACAAUUUACAGGAAGAUGAAAUAGAACACGAACAUCUGGUUGAGGGCGAAGGCUUUGCAGGAAUGGAGUCGGAUGAGUACGACUUUCAGGAAGAUGAAACAGAGCACGACCAUCAUGCAGAGGCCGAUGUCGACAAUGGGGAUAUGGUUGAAUUGGAAGCCAAUUUGGACAGCAUCGGAGGAAUGUCUGAUAAUUGUUCGGAUGAUGACUUGUACGCUGUUGAUUCCGGUGAAUCGAUAGGUUGGAUUGAUUUUUUGAACUUGAGCGAGGAGGAGGUUCUCCGCUUUAAUUUCACAAAUGUUGAUAUUGCAUUUGAGUUCUACCAGCAAUAUGCAAAGUACCAUGGCGUUGGCACGAGACGUUCCAGAAGCAAAAAAUGUGGCGAAGUAAGGAUACGGCAGGAGUUUGUGUGCCACCGACAAGGGUACUGA
Messenger RNA from Arachis ipaensis, 784 nucleotides. The record is from RefSeq and is a predicted model, not a curated record. Lineage: Eukaryota; Viridiplantae; Streptophyta; Magnoliopsida; Fabales; Fabaceae.